UUAGAAAUUAAAUGGAAUAGAAAUAUAACAAUUUUUAAAUUUAGUAAACUUGGUAAAUAUUUUGUAAACUCAAAAAUACUAUAAUAGUCUCUCUUCAGAUAUAGAAGGCGUUGUUCAUGAAACAAUGACAAUGAAAAAUUCAGAAAACUAACCUCAAAUUUUCAAUUCAACGAAGAAAAACAAUUUGUGAAGUAAAAGUCAGAUUAUAUAAAAAUUGUUUGAAUUGAAUCCUAGCAACAUGACUGACAAUAAAACUGAGAAAGCAAAACUUGAUCUUGGAUUAUUGGAAGAAGAUGAUGAAUUUGAAGAGUUUCCUGCUGAGAGCUGGACGGGGAAAGAGGAAGAUGACAAGGACAUUAAUGUUUGGGAAGACAACUGGGAUGAUGACAACGUUGAAGACGAUUUCAAUCUUCAAUUAAGGAAUGAGCUUCAAAAACAGGGCAUCAAACCCGAUCAAUAAAAUAUGUAUUACAAAAUAAUAUAAGUUAAGAUUGAUUUAACCGAUAAUGUAAUUUUCUCAAUAAAUUUGAACUUUAAUUCAA
This is a messenger RNA of Nilaparvata lugens (brown planthopper), 542 nucleotides long. It is a transcript of the gene Sem1, whose product is annotated as 26S proteasome complex subunit SEM1. The transcript is spliced from 3 exons. The record is from RefSeq and is a predicted model, not a curated record. Gene Ontology annotation, biological process: proteasome assembly; mRNA export from nucleus; double-strand break repair via homologous recombination. Gene Ontology annotation, cellular component: proteasome regulatory particle, lid subcomplex; proteasome complex. NCBI's taxonomy places the organism in Eukaryota, Metazoa, Arthropoda, Insecta, Hemiptera, Delphacidae. Bases 239 to 460 code for a protein of 73 amino acids.